This is a messenger RNA of Styela clava, 1492 nucleotides long. RefSeq names its product haloalkane dehalogenase-like. The record is from RefSeq and is a predicted model, not a curated record. Gene Ontology annotation, molecular function: catalytic activity. NCBI's taxonomy places the organism in Eukaryota, Metazoa, Chordata, Ascidiacea, Stolidobranchia, Styelidae.
AAAUUCCAUAAUACAUACAAAUUAAAAAAGGAGAAUUCUGGAAAGCAAGCAAAACCUUUAAAGAAGUUUAAAACAUGAGAAAUAUCAUGUCUGCAUGUGCCUGCCCGCCAGCACACACACAAACACAAACCCAAUUUAACGAGAUUUGUUAAUGACCAAUACAAUCUCAUACAAAGAUAAUGUGGGGAAUGCAAUGUAAUAAAGUGACGAGGAUAGUCAUGUAUCGAUGUCUGUAUGUUGCCUUAAUGCUGUAAUGCUCCUGUUUGAGGAGAUAGACUGUUUACUAUGGUAUGAAAUUAUAAAUAGUUGACUAUGAUAUUGUGCAAAAAUAUGUAUACAAGGACGCUUAACCUUGCUGGAUUUUUAAGGCAAUACCAACGAGUUGCAGACUUUUCGAAGUCGGCUUCUUCCCAUUCUUCAGUGAAACAUUCUGUGAUUGUGAAGAACUCGUCAAUGAAUUACAUAGAUGAAGGUUCAAGUGAAGUAAAUUCAGUGGUAUUUUUGCAUGGAAAUCCAACUUCUUCAUAUCUAUGGAGAAAUAUAUAUCCAAAGAUUUCUUCCAUUGCCCGCUGCUUUGCUCCUGAUUUAAUUGGGAUGGGUAGUUCUGAUAAAGUCAAAAAUCUCAUGUAUACAUUUGAUGAUCACUUUCAAUAUCUUUCCGAAUGGAUUGACAAGGUUGUGAAGACUGAUAAUAUUCAUUUUGUUAUUCAUGACUGGGGUUCAGUGCUUGGAUUUCAUUGGUCAAAUUUAAAUCGUGACAGAGUAAAGUCAAUUGUGCAUAUGGAAGGUAUUGUUGCACCACUUGAAUCAUGGAAUGAAUUCCCAGAAGGUGGUCGAAAAGCCUUUCAAGGAAUGAGAUCGCCAGCAGGUGAGGAAAUGGUGCUAAAGAAAAAUUUUUUUGUUGAACGUAUUUUACCCAGCAGUAUUAUGACUAAAUUAAGUGAUGAAGACAUGGAAGAAUACAGAAAACCUUAUGCUAAUCCUGGGGAAGACAGAAGGCCAACUUUGACUUGGCCGAGGGAGAUUCCCAUAAAAGGUGAUGGACCAGACAAUGUGAUUGACAUAGCUGAUUCAUAUUACAAAUGGCUGUGUGAAAGCAAAAAUUUACCAAAACUUUUCAUCAAAUCUGAACCUGGAUUUUUUUCACCGCUCAUCGAAGAAAAAACUAAAAAUUGGCCCAAUCAUAUCACAAAGUCAGUUAAAGGCCACCAUUUUCUACAAGAGGAUUCACCAUAUGAGAUAGCGAAGAAUAUUCUCGAAUUUUAUAAUCAGAUAAUGUGAAAGUGUUCUAAAUCAUUAUAUCAUGACAAUGAUGCAAUUUAUAUUUCAUUUCAUUGAUUUCUAAUUUUUCAUAAAAUUUUUGAUCAAUUUACGUUUUUGUGUUCUGAUGGAUUGUUGGUCACACAGUUAUGUCACAUCGGUUAAACGAAGCGUUGUGCUAGACCAGACGGACUGUUAUUAAAUAGAAUACAAAAAGUGAUUUGAAAUGGCG